AUGCUUUACAAAAAGUGCCAUUUUGAUUGCAAUAAAGGAGGACAAAUUGUAUUCGGAGGCGAAGAUACAGAUAAUUGCGACAAAGUUGUCAACUGGAUCGACGUUAACAGUGAUAAUGGUAACUGGGAGUUUGUGGCUGACUCUAUCAGCAUCGGUAAUAUUACAUUGUUCAACGUGACUGUAAGUUUUUAAAGAGUAUAUAUUACUUAUAAUUAUGUUGUUUAUAACACGUUUCUAUAUUAUCUAGAUAUCUGCCGACACUGGUUCUCAAGGAUUAACUGCACCACCAGAAGUAAUAGAUUAUAUUAAAGAAAAAUUGUUUAUGGAUGAGUAG
Messenger RNA from Bursaphelenchus okinawaensis, 334 nucleotides. The record is from the annotation of a GenBank genome assembly. NCBI's taxonomy places the organism in Eukaryota, Metazoa, Nematoda, Chromadorea, Rhabditida, Aphelenchoididae.